GGGCGUGAGUGUGAUCCGGUGCUGAGUACAGAAGAGUCCUGCCCGCAUAUGGCUCAGUCGCUUCAGGAUGAGUAGGACCACUCAUGAGCGCACAAGAUGAAGCUGAGUCAGAGUCUCGUCCUGCCAUUCCUGGCCCUUUUUCCAUUCGCCCUCAGCUCAGAGGACACUCCGACUUUUGGAUCGAGAAAUAUUCCCAGGCUUCUGAGUAAAGAUGUCAUCCGAGGAACGUUGAGCUUCCCUUUUUAUCAAAACCACACUCUUUUAUUUUAUCACGAAGACUCUGGGGAGAUGUACGUAGGAGGGACAAACUUUGUGUUCAAGCUUUCCCUGGAUCGCUUUCGCAUGCUUGAGGAAAUCCAUCUGGAGGCCACAAGGCAAGAUCAUUGCCAGGAGGGUCCUUGUGAAAACGUCAUCACGGUCAUCGAGAAGUUCGGAGACAGUCUGUUCGUCUGCGGGACCAACGGACACAGGCCUCACUGCUGGAAGCUUGCCAACUCCUCGGCUGAGGUGAUAGCGGAUCAUGACGGGACGGGCAUCUCUCCCUUUACGUGCGCGCAGAACUCACUAUCGCUCAGAGUUGAGGGGGAUCUUUACGCCGUGGCACCGCUGAAUAUUGACGGAAGCUGCUUGCAGUUCAGAAGGAAAGCCGGAAGCAGGACCAACGUCUGGAUGUAUGACAGUUGGAUUACAGAGCCCACGUUUGUGUCUACCUCCUGGGUAAAGAGAAAAGACGAUCCCGAGAACGAAAAGAUUUUCAUCUUCUUCCGGGAAAAGAACUCCGAUCAAAACCCAGAGGCCGAUCCGUGGAUUUCCAGAGUGGCCCGAGUUUGUAAGACUGAUGAAGGCGGAUCGAAGCGUUUCUUCCAGAACACGUGGACGUCUUUCCUCAAGGCUCGACUGGUCUGCGGCUACCCGGAGGAGUCCCUUUACUUCAACCGCCUGCAGGACGUCUACGUACAGCAUGAAGAAGACUGGCGGGACACCAGGGUCUAUGCCCUCUUCACCAGCAGCUGGAACGCCACUGCAGUUUGUAUUUAUUCCAUGCAGACUAUUGAAGGCGUUUUCGACAACUCCACCUUCAAGGACUAUGACAAACCUGUUCCAGAACCAAGGCCAGGAACUUGCGUGCGCAACAGCCGCGCGUUGCCGCUGGCAACCAUCAGCGUGGUGAGGGAUCAUCCCGAAAUGAGCGACUGGGUCCACCCUGUGCACUACUCUGCUCCGUUCUACGUCAGCAACAACAACUACACCAAGUUAGCCGUGGACCGCGUCCAGGCCGCGGACCAGCGUGUGUACCGGGUUCUCCUGCUGGCCACUGACUCUGGGAAGAUCCAUAAAAUUCUAGAGUCAGGAUCCGAACCGUUCAUCAUCUCCCAAACACAAAUCCCGAGUCUGUCCAGCAUACAGUCGAUGAAACUGGACUCCAAAGAGAAAAAACUAGUGGUGAGUUCUGCAGAGAAAAUCUUUGCGGUAGACCUCCGGAGUUGCGACGAGUAUAACGAAUCCUGCGCGAACUGCGUUCUGGCUCGGGACCCCUACUGUUCCUGGACUACGUCUGGAUGCACCCCAACUGUCCCUGAGGGCAUUCAAAAUAUUAUGGAUGGGAAAACAAGUGUGUGUCCUGCAUCAACAUCAGAACAUAAUCAAGUAAACCGUACCAGAAGGGACGCCGCAUCGGCCGCGGACGUGGAUUUGCUAACUCUACCCCCCGUGCCCGUGGGUGUCCCUUUUUACCUGACGUGCCCGAUUGACUCUUACCACGCCGUCUACACGUGGAAACACGGCGACCAGAGCAGCCCUUGCCUCCAGAUGCACUCCAACUGCCUUCUCCUCAUCCCCGCCAUGACGCCCGAGAGCUACGGCAGCUACGAGUGCGUCUCGGAAGAGAGGGACUACAGCAACGUGGUGAAGAGAUACCGCCUCACCGACCGGUUCGACCAACGUGCCAAGGCCGACCGAGGUAAAGCAUCGGCUGUAGCGGCCCAGACAUUGUGGAUCACGCUCGGACUUGGCGUUUCGCUCUUUUCAAAGUGAAUGCAAACGCUUGCAAGGUUCUCUCAUUAAUGACACCGCCUGGUAUAUUAAAUCCUCUUUCACCCAGCUAGAAAGCUAAGAAAAUACACAAUGUGUGUUACAUGCACUCAUCGCAAAAAAAAAAAAAAGCAUUUUUACUAACUGGACAGGCAACGCAGGCAACACUUAAAAUUCUUAGAUCAUAAUCUACCGGUGUUCAAAUCAAAACAAUGCACCAGACUCUGCUGACAGAUCCUACAGCAGUCCAGUUUGGAGCACUCCUCCAUACUUCCUUAACACCAAUUACCACUUUUCCAUUGACGGCAUUUUCUGGUAUCUUAAACAGCCCUCAAAACACUUGUGUUAAUUGAGGAUUGGUUCCAAAAGAGAAAGAGGCCAAAAGGUGAAUUCCUAAAUAGUGAAAUGUGAUUAGGCGGUGGCAAAUCUUUCAAACGGAUUAAUUUGCUCUGCUGAGCAGCCAGGCCAGUGUUGUACCGCUUCCCCGGAUCAAUCUCAGGUCAAUGGUCCAGAGAUGUGUACGAGUAUACCACGGCUCGUAUUUCCUGAAAGCUUUGUUGCGUCGCUUAUUUCAACUAAACAAUUCUAAUCCCUUAAAGUGAAAAGAAAUAUCUGUGUCUCAGUUCUGAAGGGCUGAGGGUGCAUCAGCUGAACGCGGGAAGUCACAACCUGCACAAGUGGCAAAUGUCAAAUACCACUACUAUGGCCUAAAAAAAUGGAUCCUACUCCGUCAGGCAACUUUAUCCCUACACAUAGUUCCGUGUUUGAGCUGUGGAAAAUAUAUCUGCUCCAGUAUAUAUAACACCAGGUCAUCAUAUUGCCUUUUCCACGGCACUACAAUGUGGCGCUCUAAAGCGGCCACGCCAGAUUGAAGCCCUGGUCUGCACGCUGGCUCUCACUUCAGACCUUUUAAAAAACAUUUGGUCUCUGCGCUCAUCCGCCAUUCUCUGCACGACGUACGCACACUCACGGCCAACAACGAGGCACUUUAAAGCAGACAAUCCGAAGGAAAGCAGCAUUUUGAAGGUGGAGGCAUAGCGAGCUAGCUAACAAUUGCACCAGGUAACCGCGGAUGCGGAUAAAGACACUCAAGUUCUCAUAUAGUAAGGAAGGGAACGACUCAUACCGGACUUCAAAGUGUGUCACUGGGUGCUGUUUUAGACAUGGCCCCCCGCGCAAAAAAAUUAGGAAAACUGAAAUGGUAAAGAACUAUUUAACACUACAUUUCCGCUCCACUAAACGUACUCCAUACUACAUACUAUAUAUUUGUAUGUAUUUUUUUAAACAAAUUUCUGAUCUCACUUUACAGAGUCUUUAAAUUAGUUUUCGUCUUCUAGCCUCACUUAAAUGUUUCCCAUAGAUGUCAAAUGUAAAUGGGUUUGCCGCUAUGGUGCUUAAAACCCUUUCCGGCAGGGGUUGCAAAUUUGCACCAGGUUUAAUACAGGAUAAUCGAAAAUUUCAAGUCCAGAUUUUUCUCUCUGCAAAAUUUUAUCUGGUCCAGAGAGGGUUAAGACAAAGUGGAUGAUUUAAACGACAGGUGUCAAACUCAAUGCCCGGGGGACAGAUUUGACGCGCCGUGUGAUUUUAUGUGGCCCGCGGAGGCAAAUCACGUGUAUCAACUUCCAUGAUUUUUUUUUUUUGUUCAAAUCUGUACCAAAAUUUCAAAUUGUCAUAUCAUAAAUGAUAAUGUCGAGAAAUUACAAACAUUUUUGUGUUACCAAACAACAGUAGUUGGAAAAACUCCUCACCCUUGAGUUCUGAUUCCAAAACUAGUUCAUGAAUUUCAUGUGUCAAUACGAUGAGGCGGUUAAAGAUUUUUAUGGUUUCACAGCCAUAACGGCCCUUUGAGGGAAACCACAAGUAAAAUCUGGCCCGUGACAAAAAUGAGUUUGACGCCCUUGUUUUAAACAUUUUGUUAAACAAUAAAAAAAAAAGCUAGAGGGGCAAAACCAAUGAAUGUACAGAAUGUGAUGAA
Molecule: messenger RNA, 4006 nt
Organism: Syngnathoides biaculeatus (alligator pipefish)
Lineage: Eukaryota; Metazoa; Chordata; Actinopteri; Syngnathiformes; Syngnathidae
Gene: sema7a
Product: semaphorin 7A
Exons: 14
Coding region: 97-2034 (645 amino acids)
Biological process (GO): regulation of inflammatory response; positive regulation of ERK1 and ERK2 cascade; axon guidance
Molecular function (GO): semaphorin receptor binding; chemorepellent activity; integrin binding
Source: RefSeq, a predicted model, not a curated record